AGGCUAGCUAAGGAACCAAGGAUGAAGCUCCUUUUUGUAGCUGCCUUUGCACUCUUUGUGCUCUCUACUUUUGAUAAGGCUGACUCCUCAGCAUAUGACAAAAUCGUCGCCCACAGUCGCAUCAGGGCAAGGAAAGAAGGACCCAAUGUCUGCGCACUCCAGCAAGUCAUGGGAACGAAGAAGAAGUACUUUAGCACUUGUCGUAAUUGGUACCAAGGGGCCAUCUGUGGAAAGAAAGCGACUGUGCUUUACGAGUGCUGCCCAGGAUACAUGAAGCUGGAAGGCAUGCGUGGUUGCCCUGCAGUGGCCCCAAUUGACCAUGUGUAUGGCACCUUGGGUCUGGUGAAGGCCACCUCAACCCAAAAAUACUCUGACAUUUCUAAGCUGAGGCCUGAGAUUGAGGGAUCUGGAUCAUACACCUUCUUUGCCCCAAGCAACGACGCCUGGGAGCUUUUGGAUGAAUCAGUGAGGGGUGCACUGGUCAGCAAUGUCAACAUUGAAUUGUACAACGCUCUGCAUUAUCACAUGGCCAACAAACGCCUUUUGACCAAAGAUUUAAGGAAUGGAUUGACAGUCAACUCCAUGUACAAUGACCUUGGUCUCCAUAUUAAUCAUUACUCCAAUGGGGUGGUGACUGUGAACUGUGCCAGGAUUAUCCAUGGCAACCAGGUUGCCACCAAUGGUAUUGUGCAUGUUAUUGACCGUGUCAUCAGCAGUGUUGGAAACACCAUCCAGGAUGUCAUCGAGGUUGACGAUGACCUGACAACUCUUUAUGACGUGGCACAGAACUCUGGACUCUUGGAAAAGCUGGGUGAGCCAGGACAUUACACUCUCUUUGCCCCCACCAACGAAGCCUUUGAAAGCCUGGGCAGUGAUGUGCUGGAGAGGCUUCAGGGCGACAAGGAGGUCCUCAAAGCUCUUCUGAAUUUCCACCUCCUGAACUCAAUGCAGUGUUCUGAGGCCAUCAUGUCUGGCAGCUCUUAUGAGACCCUGGAGGGCAGCAACAUUGAGAUUGGCUGUGAUGGUGAAAGUUUAACAGUCAAUGGCAUUAAGAUGGUGCUCAAGAAGGACAUUGUCACCACCAACGGAGUCAUCCACCUUAUUGACAAAGUGCUCAUGCCAGACUCAGCAAAGCAGGUGAUGGAACUGCUGGGAACUUCCCAGUCAACCUUCGCUGACUUGGUGUCUGAGCUGGGCCUUUCUGCUUCCAUGAGUCCAGAGGAUGAGUACACUUUGCUGGCUCCCGUCAAUAAUGUCUUCAAUGAUGACGUGAUGGCCAUGGAUCAGGAUACGCUCAGGAUUAUCCUGGAGAACCACAUUGUGAAGAGUAACGUUGUCCUGGGGCAGUUGUACAAUGGUCAGCAGCUGGAGACCAUUGGAGGAAAGCUUCUGAGGGUCUUCAUCUAUCGCACAGCUGUGUGCAUUGAGAAUUCCUGUCUGAUAAGGGGCAGUAAAGAAGGAAGCAAUGGGGCCCUUCAUCUCAUGAGGACUCUGCUGAAACCGGCAGAACAAUCUAUGUUUGAGAUUCUGACCGAACAUGGAGGGUUCAAGAUCUUUUUGUCUUUGAUGGAGGCUGCUGGCUUGACAGACCUGCUCAAACAAGAGGGAGAAUUUACUCUGUUUGCCCCAAGCGAUAAGUCUUUUGCUGCAUGGAGCGAGAGAGAUUUGGAGUUUUUGAAGAGUGACAUAGAUGCUCUCAGAACCAUCCUUCUGUAUCACAUCAAUAAUGGUGUCUUUAUUGGUGGUGGUUUGGAGUCUGGGGUUACAAACCUUCUCAAGUCUCUCCAGGGCAGCAACCUCAAAGUGUUGUUUGCAAACAACACUAUGCAAGUGAAUUCUGUCCAAGUCCCUGAAUCUGAUAUAAUGGCCACAAAUGGAGUCAUUCACUUUGUCAACCAAGUCUUGUAUCCUGGAGAUAUUCCUGUUGGAAACAUGGAACUGCUCACGCUUUUGAAGAGGCUCAUCACUUACAUGCAAAUCAAGUACAUUUCAGGAUUCAGAUAUCAGGAAAUUCCCCUUACAUUUUUGAGGCCCACCAUCACCAAGGUUAUUAGAGUCAUUGAGGCUGAACCCACCAUCACCAAGGUCACCAGGGUCAUUGAGGCUGAACCCACCAUCACCAAGGUCACCAGGGUCAUUGAGGGUGAACCCACCAUCACCAAGGUGACCAGAGUCAUUGAGGGUGAACCCACCAUGACUAAAGUCACCAGGGUUGUCUCAGGCCCCACGUACUCCGUCAGCACUGGCACCAACAACAUAGCCCUGGAAGGAGCUGACCUCUCACAUAUUUCCACCAUUGAGGGGAACCCUAAUUUUGAUGCUGAUAGUCUUACCAGAAUGAUCCAAGCAGGCAGUUCAAGAAGAAACCCUUCCCGAAGAGUUUUGGCUGGCAACAGGAGAAGGGGAGGGGAAUGAGCAUGGACAGAAGAGAACAUCAACGUAAAGGCAGAGAAAAACCUAACCCAGAGGUUAAAACUGGUGUUUUAGUACAGGGGACACAUUACAAAUAUACUGUAACAGGUAUAACUGACAGAAAAUAAAACUAUUCUCAUAAACAAUAAAUGGUGGUUUGAAUGUAUAUGUAAUGAGUGUGCAAUGUCUACAAACAGUCUUUUGGUUCAGCAUAUGUACUGUAAACAAAGUUCAAAUGAACAUUUUGGCAUGACUUUAAAGACACAGAGCAAGUCAGGGUAGCAAUAACAAUCUUUUAAAUCCAAGCCAUUAGAGUAGCAAUAAAAACAUUUAAAUUCUAAACUUUUCUCUGCGUCCUUUGCUAAAGGUUAAGGUUAAAGCAACAAGAUUGUAAUAGCUGUUUGGAAACAUUUUAUAAAUAUCUGCAUGUUAAAGAUUGAAAAAAAAUGAUGUGUUUUCAGACUUUUACUGUUUUAUUGUUUAAUUUCUUUGGCUGUAAGUUGUUUAGGGUUUUUUGUCUUUGCGUGUAUCAUUUGGAACAAUGUAUCCAACUCCAGGCUUUCUAUUUUCCAGACAUUUUCCAAUAAAGUGCAUUCUUUGAUAUAAAUAUGCCAAUUUAAAAGGGCAUCUGGUGAUGGUGGUUUGGAGCAGUUUCUAAUGUCCUUGUAAGGCUCUACACUGGUUCAGGAAAGAAAAUCUCUAGUAUCAAAUAUCAGAUCUUAAUAUCAUGUCUGCAUUUUGUUUUCCCAAGUUUUUCCCAGUACAUGGUCUUAAAAAUAGACUCUAAGAUUCCUGUAUCAUCCUUUUUAAUGGCCCUGUCAUUAUACUUAAUGUUUAAGGGGGAGCCUGGCAGUCCACUUGAGGUUCAAGUAUAAAUUUAAAAUAUGAAAUAAACUGGGUUUGAUGUGUA
This is a messenger RNA of Scomber scombrus (Atlantic mackerel), 3322 nucleotides long. It is a transcript of the gene postnb, whose product is annotated as periostin, osteoblast specific factor b. Gene Ontology annotation, molecular function: cell adhesion molecule binding. The coding region runs from base 22 to 2415 and encodes 797 amino acids. Gene Ontology annotation, biological process: extracellular matrix organization; cell adhesion. The transcript has 21 exons. Gene Ontology annotation, cellular component: extracellular matrix. The record is from RefSeq and is a predicted model, not a curated record. NCBI's taxonomy places the organism in Eukaryota, Metazoa, Chordata, Actinopteri, Scombriformes, Scombridae.